Messenger RNA from Medioppia subpectinata, 1212 nucleotides. Lineage: Eukaryota; Metazoa; Arthropoda; Arachnida; Sarcoptiformes; Oppiidae. The record is from the annotation of a GenBank genome assembly.
AUGGACGAUACUUACCAUAAAACUGGUGGACCAGUGUUUCUCAUGAUUGGGGGCGAGGGGGCGGGCGACGCAACUUUAAGCCCCUUUUUAUUCAUGCUUGAAAUGGCCGAAAAGUAUGGCGCACUGGCCGUCACGUUAGAGCACCGGUAUUAUGGAAACUCGAUGCCCACACCAGACCUCACGGUUGAAAACAUGAAAUACUUGUCGAGUGAAAUGGCACUGAAAGACACGGAACAGUUCGCACUGUAUUUGACCAAAAAGUUAUCACUUGAAGGCAGCAAAUGGGUUGCGUUCGGGGGCUCGUAUGCGGGCGCUCUCGCGGCCUGGUUUAGGGAGAAGUACCCCAACAUAGCUGUCGGUGCCAUCGCCUCGAGCGCUCCCGUCGAGGCUGUGGUCGACAAUACGGGGUAUUUAGGAGUCAUGAGCGAGAGGUUGGGAAAGAAAUGUUCCGAUAAUAUUAGGUACAGUUUAAACGCAUCGCUCGAGAUUGAAAACCUGCUGAAAACACCAGAAGGUGUAUCAAAAUUACGCAAAUUAUUCAAUAUUUGCGAUACUUUUGACGGCAAAAAUAAACAAAAUAAUUGGUAUUUCGCGGAGGGUUUGUUCCUCGGGUUCGCCGUUACGUUUCAGUACUUCAAUGACGGCAUCGACGGUAUCAUUGAGACAAUGAACGACCCCUCAGGCGGUACACCAUUGGAGAGAUUAGCCGGUGGUCGUGACCCACACCCCGGGCCGUGUCAUAACGUUACCUAUGAUGAUCUGAUUGGACCGUUGAAACGCACCACAAUUGAUUACAAUGGCUCGCGACAGUGGGCUUAUCAAACGUGUACUGAAUUCGGUUACUAUCAAACCUCUGACCUCCCGAACAGUCCGUUUGCGAAUUUGAUUCCCAUUGAAUACUAUACCCAACAGUGCACUGAUAUAUUUGGCCCCGAAUUCACGGCUCAAAGUAUACAGAAAGGGGUCGACCGGACGAACGCCAACUACGGGGGCCUAAAGCCAAACGUUACAAACGUGGUGUUCCCUAACGGGUCGGACGACCCCUGGCACGCACUCAGUGUCCUUAAAGACCUCAAUAACAGUACUAAAGCUGUGAUGAUUGAUGACUACACCCAUUGCCAGGAUAUGUUUGGCUCAAAACCAUCGGAUACCCAGAGUUUGAAAAACGCUCACAAAUUGAUUGAACAACAAAUCGGGGAAUAUUUGAAAUAA